Messenger RNA from Klebsormidium nitens, 1983 nucleotides. Lineage: Eukaryota; Viridiplantae; Streptophyta; Klebsormidiophyceae; Klebsormidiales; Klebsormidiaceae. The record is from the annotation of a GenBank genome assembly.
AGGGUUUCGAUCCAUCGAGGGUUUGCCAAAACGCCAGCAGCAAGCGCGAGCAGAGACGCGCCAUGCAGAUGCCAGAACCGCUGUGCAGCUGACUCCUGAGCUCUAUCAUCUAGAUGCAUCUGAUGCAGCAUGAUCAUGAUGAACAAUCGUGGCACCACCUUUUCAAGCUCGCAGCAUUGUUGCAUCCGCCCCAUCCCUUUGAUGGGCUUAUGAGAAAGAGAAGAUCCGCACCACCUUUUCUGGAUGUCCAAUGUUUAUGAGCGUCGUUAGUUGACCUGACCAGGGUCUACCUAGGUAUGUGCGCCCAAGCAGCAUUGUCCGGCACUCGAGCCUUCGCCAAGCUCAACUUCAGACGCCCUGAGUCUGCCAGUGCUGUCCUUCACAGUCUCUCACUGACGAUACCUGUGUCGCUUGGCGGCAACAAACCGCUCUUUCAUAGGAGAGACUUACAAAUCUCUCGAGCUCUUCAUUCUAGCGGGGUUACAGUACAAGAGAUGGGAGGAACGGAUAAGAGUGGGAUGCAAGAAAGAGAUGUUUCGCAGCCGGUCGUGUCGAGACGAAUACAGGCCACUGACGAUCCCUGCAUUGUCCAGAUGCAAGAGAUGCUCCGGGGCAGUUCCGACGUCAUGUCACUGGCGCAAGGGAUUGUGCACUGGCAACCCCCAGCAAGUGCUCUUGAAAAGGCCAAGGAGCUGGUCUUCGAAGCGCGGACAAGCGGCUAUGGCGCCGACGAUGGACUACCGGAGCUUAGAGAGGCCCUUCGAGAGAAGCUUCGAAAGGAGAACGGUCUGCAUAACUCAGAGGUCAUGGUAACAGCGGGUGCAAACCAGGCGUUUGUGAACGUCGUGCUGGCGCUGUGCGACCCGUCCGAUACGGUCGCCCUCUUCGUUCCGUACUACUUCAACCACCUGAUGGCCUUCCAGAUGACGGGGAUCACAGAUAUUCUGCUCGGGCACUCGGACCCGGAAACCCUCUACCCCGAUCUAGGCUGGUUGGAGAACGCGCUCUCAGGAAAAGAGCGUCCGAAGCCGAAGCUUGUGGUGGUAACGACACCCAACAACCCGACGGGUGUCGUCAUUCCGGGGGACACGCUGCGGGCAAUAUCGGAAAUGUGCCGGCGAGCGGGUUGCUGGCUUGUGCUCGACAACACAUAUGAGUACUUCGUCUACGGGGACCAUAAGCACGUGUCAAUCGAGGGGGACCACAUCGUGAACAUCUACUCCUUCUCCAAAGCGUAUGGGAUGAUGGGCUGGCGAGUUGGCUACAUCGCGUACCCGCUCGGCGUGGAAGGCCUCGGCAAGCAGUUGCUCAAAGCGCAGGACACCAUUCCGGUCUGCCCGCCUAUAAUUAGCCAGCAGUUAGCCCUUGCGUCCUUGCAAAACGGCGGCCCGUCUUGGGUCAGCGAGAAGAUCCACUCAUUAGGAAACAAUGUAAAUACGGCCCUGUCCGCCUUAGAGCCACUAGGGCCGGGCGCCGUCAAGGCUGGCGGGGGGGCGAUUUACCUCUUCUGCAAGCUGCCGGACAGUGUUGAUCAGAACGAUAAGGAGGUCGUGCGGUGGCUCGCUUAUAAGCACGGUGUGUGCAUCAUACCCGGGUCCGCGUGCGGUGCACCGGGGUAUGUGCGGGUCGCUUUCGCGAACCUUAGGGAAGAGCAGUGCCGGAUAGCAGCGGGUCGGUUGCAGAAGGGGCUAGAGGAGCUCGUAACGAAAGGCAUGACGUCAUGAGGGAUCAACCGAUCUUGGCACGCAUUGACAAGAGUAGCGAUUCUAGAGCAUGGAGGCUCGCCGCGCCAGGAGGUCAGAAGUUCGUCGAGAUGCCAAAGCUGUUGGUACGGUCUCGUUGGAGUCAAGUCUCUUUGGCCGGGCUACUUGAAAGCGCGUUGCAGCAUCGAGUACGUCAAAUUGCUUAAGCAGCUUGCCACGGUUUAAGUCGUGGCGGUGCGUGUAAUGAAACAAGCGGAAUAUUGCACAUGGACGAGGGCAC